AUGAAAUUGAAAAGAAACAAGAAGGAAAGUGAUUCUAAUGAAAUCAAGGACGAAAGGGAGCCAAAUAUUAGGUUCGCCAUGUGGUUUAUUGUGAGAAUAAUGGGAUGGGAAAUGAUUUGGAUUGUAUUGGGAAUGAUUGGAUGGGCUGCGCUUGGUUCCAUUCCGCAUGUAUUCAAUAUUUUAAUGGGUGAAUUAAUUAAGGCUGUUUUCUCAUCGACAACUGCCAAAACAAGUUAUACGAAUGAAAUUAAUAAUUUAGCCAUGUGGAUGGCCAUUAUUGCAGUUAUUGCAGCUAUUGUCAUGUGGAUGGGUUUUUCAAUGACAAGUUAUGCAUUUGAAAGAAUUGGUGUAAGAUUCAAGACAGCUUAUAUUGAAUCCCUUUUAAAACAAGAAACUGGUUACUUUGAUAUGAAAAGAACUGGUGAACUCAUGUCUUGGAUGACCGAAUCAAUGGAACAAAUUCAAGACAGUUUCAGUAACAAACUCGGAAGAAUCGUCCAGUUUAGUAUCCAAAUCAUUUUGGGUGUCAUCUUGGCCCUUGUCUUUGCCUGGAAAAUGGCCAUCGCCAUGGUUGCCUUCUCUCCAUUAAUUGCAGUCUUAAUGUUUGCCUCAGGAUUCGCCUCACAACUCGUCACUAGAAGAACCAUGAAAAUUUCCAAUGAAGGAUCUGCAAUGGCCAACGAAGUUAUUGGAGCUAUUCGUACUGUUCGUUCUAUGGAUGCUGAACAAAAGGAAAUUGACAGAUAUAAGAGACAAAUGAGAUCAGGAAAUGCCAUGUAUGUCAUUAAGGGAAUUGUUUUGGGAUCUCCAAUUGGUUUUUCUGAAAUUUGCAUUUGGGGAAUUUUAGCAUUUGGAAUGUGGUGGGGAGGUAAAUUAUUACAAGAUGGUGAAAUUGAAUUCCAAAACAUGUUCAGAGUUUUCACAUUGCUCUUAAUGUCAGUUUUGGGUAGCUCACAAAUUAUGAGUUUCCUUCCAGAUUUGACACGUGCCAUUGCUGCCAGUAAGAAUCUCUUAAAGGUCAUUCACAGAAAACCAGCCAUGAGAUUUGGAGGUGGAAUUACCCCAGAAAAAAUUGAAGGAAAGAUUGAAUUUAAGGAUGUUUGUUUUUCAUAUCCAACUCGUCCAAAUAUUCAGGUUUUGAAGAACUUUACUUUCAAUAUCAAACCUGGUCAAUCAAUUGCUUUAGUUGGUAGUUCAGGAUCUGGUAAAUCAACCAUUGUUAGUUUAUUGGAAAGAUUUUAUGAACCAUCGAGCGGUAAUAUUAUUUUGGAUGGAAAUGAAUUGGCUGAAAUUGAUCCACAUUGGCUUCGUAGUCAUAUUGGAUUGGUUGGACAAGAACCUGUAUUGUUUGGUGGUACUAUUAAGGAAAAUAUUUGUUAUGCUAUUAGAAAGACUUCUAUUGAUCCGUUCCCAAGUGAUGAAGAAAUUAUCAAUGCUGCUAAAGCUGCCAACGCUCACGAUUUCAUUUCCUCUCUUCCAGAUGGUUACAAUACCAAAUUAGGAGAACGUGGUGUUUCCUUAUCCGGUGGCCAAAAACAACGUAUAGCCAUAGCCAGAGCUGUCAUCCAAAAUCCUGAAAUUCUACUUUUGGACGAAGCCACCUCUGCCCUGGACACAAACUCUGAAGCUGUAGUCCAAGAUGCCCUCAACAAACUCAUGAAAGGAAGAACAACCAUUGUCAUUGCCCACAGAUUGUCCACCAUUGUCGAUUCAGACAUGAUUCUCGUUUUCCAUAAGGGUGAAUUGAAAGAAGUUGGUACUCAUGAUCAAUUGAUGGAUUUAGAAGGAGGUCUCUAUGCAGAAUUGGCCAGAAAACAAAUGAUGAGAAAGGAAGAAAGUUUGGAUAAAAUACCAUCAGUUCCAUCCGCCAUUGAUAUGUAUAAGGAAGAUGAGAUUGAGAUGCAACCAUUAGAAAAGAUUCCAAGUACUGAUUCGGCUGAUUCGAAUGAAGAUUCUAUGGUUUAAUUUCGUAAUUUAUUAGAAAUGUUGAAAGUUUUGUUAUGAACCAAUUUUGUAAAGUGUUGUGCUUAGUAUUUGAAAAUAUUAACACAAGAGGGUAAAGAACUUAUU
Messenger RNA from Naegleria gruberi, 2070 nucleotides. RefSeq lists its product as uncharacterized. Bases 1 to 1965 code for a protein of 654 amino acids. The record is from RefSeq and is a predicted model, not a curated record. NCBI's taxonomy places the organism in Eukaryota, Heterolobosea, Eutetramitea, Acrasida, Naegleriidae. Gene Ontology annotation, cellular component: membrane. The transcript is spliced from 6 exons. Gene Ontology annotation, biological process: transmembrane transport. Gene Ontology annotation, molecular function: ABC-type transporter activity; ATP hydrolysis activity; ATP binding.